ACGAGCCAAAGUCAGCAGUAGAAGAUGUCUGGCCGCGGUAAGGGAGGUAAAGGACUCGGUAAAGGAGGCGCUAAGCGGCACCGUAAAGUGCUCCGUGAUAACAUCCAGGGGAUCACCAAGCCCGCUAUCCGCCGUCUGGCUCGCCGCGGCGGAGUCAAGCGGAUCUCCGGUCUCAUCUACGAGGAGACCCGCGGUGUGUUGAAGGUCUUCCUGGAGAACGUCAUCCGUGAUGCCGUCACCUACACCGAGCACGCCAAGAGGAAGACGGUGACCGCCAUGGAUGUGGUGUACGCUCUCAAGAGGCAGGGCCGCACCCUGUACGGCUUCGGAGGACGUCGUCGGCCCGCCGGCUCUGGCUAUAUAAAGCAACCAGUGACCGCGCGGCGGCAUCACUCUUUUUCUAGCAAGAAGGAGGUAAAGAUGGCCAGAACCAAGCAGACCGCUCGUAAAUCCACCGGAGGAAAAGCUCCCAGGAAGCAGCUGGCCACCAAGGCUGCCCGGAAGAGCGCCCCGGCCACCGGCGGCGUGAAGAAGCCUCACCGUUACCGGCCCGGUACCGUGGCUCUGAGGGAGAUCCGUCGCUACCAGAAAUCCACCGAGCUGCUGAUCCGCAAGCUGCCCUUCCAGCGCCUGGUCCGAGAGAUCGCUCAGGACUUCAAGACCGACCUGCGCUUCCAGAGCUCCGCUGUCAUGGCUCUGCAGGAGUCCAGCGAGGCUUACCUGGUCGGACUCUUCGAGGACACCAACCUGUGCGCCAUCCACAAGAUGUCUGGCCGCGGUAAGGGAGGUAAAGGACUCGGUAAAGGAGGCGCUAAGCGGCACCGUAAAGUGCUCCGUGAUAACAUCCAGGGGAUCACCAAGCCCGCUAUCCGCCGUCUGGCUCGCCGCGGCGGAGUCAAGCGGAUCUCCGGUCUCAUCUACGAGGAGACCCGCGGUGUGUUGAAGGUCUUCCUGGAGAACGUCAUCCGUGAUGCCGUCACCUACACCGAGCACGCCAAGAGGAAGACGGUGACCGCCAUGGAUGUGGUGUACGCUCUCAAGAGGCAGGGCCGCACCCUGUACGGCUUCGGAGGUUAAACUACAAACUACUGCCUAGGACAACAACAACAAAGGCUCUUUUAAGAGCCACACACUUCAUCUAUGGAGAAACUUUCAUUUUGUAUAUAAUUGAACUGAAUCGGAUAAUUGUUUUUCUUGAUGAUUAUUGUUAUUUUGGUUAUUUAAAUAGGCUAUUUAAUAAAGA
This is a messenger RNA of Centropristis striata (black sea bass), 1243 nucleotides long. RefSeq lists its product as uncharacterized. The record is from RefSeq and is a predicted model, not a curated record. Bases 25 to 1077 code for a protein of 350 amino acids. Gene Ontology annotation, biological process: nucleosome assembly. Lineage: Eukaryota; Metazoa; Chordata; Actinopteri; Perciformes; Serranidae. The transcript has 3 exons. Gene Ontology annotation, cellular component: nucleosome. Gene Ontology annotation, molecular function: DNA binding; protein heterodimerization activity; structural constituent of chromatin.